Messenger RNA from Cladophialophora immunda, 5192 nucleotides. RefSeq lists its product as uncharacterized. The coding region runs from base 179 to 4426 and encodes 1415 amino acids. NCBI's taxonomy places the organism in Eukaryota, Fungi, Ascomycota, Eurotiomycetes, Chaetothyriales, Herpotrichiellaceae. Gene Ontology annotation, cellular component: nucleus. The transcript has a single exon. The record is from RefSeq and is a predicted model, not a curated record. Gene Ontology annotation, molecular function: 5'-3' RNA exonuclease activity; RNA binding. Gene Ontology annotation, biological process: rRNA catabolic process; nuclear-transcribed mRNA catabolic process.
CGCAUAAACAUCAUUUAUUCUCAAAUAGAGGUCAUCUCUGCAGGAUAAACUACCUUCUCUCCUGCAUAUCUACGACUAGCGCCUAUCGUAUGUGAAAUUCAGCGAGUGGCGGCUUGGUACACAUUCUCUUUUUCAUCGAUAUCAAGAAACCUCGUUUGGAUCUGCGCCCACCGCCACCAUGGGUGUCCCCAAAUUCUUUCGAUGGCUCAGCGAACGAUACCCUGCGAUAUCACAGCUGAUUGCCGAAAACCGCAUUCCUGAAUUCGACUGUCUUUACCUCGACAUGAAUGGCAUCAUUCACAAUUGUACGCACAAAGACUCGGACUCGCCCUCUUUCCGAAUGACGGAGGACAAGAUGUUCAUUGCCAUCUUCAACUAUAUAGAGCACCUUUUUGGCAAAAUUAAACCCAAAAAGCUGUUUUUCAUGGCCGUCGAUGGAGUGGCGCCCCGCGCCAAGAUGAACCAGCAGCGCUCACGCCGCUUCCGUACCGCACUUGAUGCAGAAAAGGCUCGCGAAAAGGCUAUUAAAGAAGGCGUGGAGUUGCCCAAAGAAGACCCCUUUGACAGCAACUGCAUUACCCCCGGCACCGAGUUCAUGGCAAGACUUACCAAACAGCUCAAAUAUUUCAUCAGCAAAAAGGUCUCUGAAGACGUCGAUUGGCAAGGCGUCGAGGUCGUCCUGUCUGGCCAUGAAGUCCCUGGCGAGGGAGAACACAAAAUCAUGGAGUACAUCCGACAAGCCAAAGCGCAACCUGGUUAUGACCCCAAUGUGCGCCACUGUCUGUACGGACUGGAUGCUGAUUUGAUCAUGUUGGGUCUUCUCAGCCACGACCCUCAUUUCUGCUUGCUUCGCGAGGAGGUUACUUUUGGGAGACAGUCCCAGAAGAAAUCCAAGGAAUUGGAGCAUCAGAACUUCUACCUCAUGCAUCUUUGCAUUGUCCGAGAAUACCUGGAGUUGGAAUUCCAAGACCUAAAGCAAGAGGGCACCCUUGAUUUUGAUUAUGAUAUGGAACGAAUCAUUGACGACUUCAUUCUGAUGGCUUUCUUUGUGGGAAACGAUUUCUUACCCAACCUCCCCAACCUGCACAUCAACGAAGGAGCGCUGGCGCUUAUGUUCCAAAAAUACAAACAAAUUCUCCCAACACUGGGCGGUUACAUCAACGAGCAUGGUGUGAUCAAUCUGCAGCGAUUGGAGGUCCUUUUGAAUGAGUUGGCGGAAGUGGAGGAUCGUUUCUUUGAGGCAGAAUAUGCCGGGGCCAAGUGGAUCGAUGCGAAGCGGAAUGGGCAGAACGCAGACGAGCCACUGACAACUUCCCGUGGCCCUAUCAGAGUCUCUCCUGAACAGAAGAAGCUCUUCAGGGAGGUGAAGAAGUACUUUGUGUCACCCGUCAACAGCGACCCUACGACGAGACAGCCACUAAACCUACCUUCCACACUUCCAGCACGGGAUCGCAAAUUUGUACAGCAGCUUGCGACCGACUUGCACCUGCAGUGGUCCACAAAGGAAGACGGCAACGGCAACCGCUUCCUUCAGUUGGAAUUUCCUGCCAAGGGGGAACAGGCGGAAUCGGAUGAGGAAGAGGAAGAAUCAGAAUUAGCCAUAAUGCGGGUCUUGAAGCGAUACGAGAACGCGAAAGUCGAAGAAAGCACCAAUGAGCAAGCCCAACAAGACAUGCAGAAGAAAUACGACCAGAAGUUCCAGGAGUGGAAAGAUCAAUACUACAAAGAAAAGUUCGGCUGGGGCCUCGAGAAUGAAGAAGCCUUGAGGAAGUUGUCGGAAAACUAUGUGCAGGGCCUGCAAUGGGUCCUUUUCUAUUAUUAUCGUGGCGUUGCUUCGUGGCCCUGGUUUUAUCAAUAUCACUACUCGCCAAUGAUCUCGGAUGUCAAGAGAGGCCUGGGUGCGGACAUGAACUUCCAUCUCGGUCAACCGUUUCGGCCAUUUCAGCAGCUGAUGGGCGUUCUUCCGGAUCGAAGCAAGAAAAUUGUCCCAGAAGUUUACCAUGACCUGAUGACGUCGAAAGACUCACCCAUUAUCGACUUCUAUCCACGAGAUUUUGAGCUCGACAUGAACGGCAAGAAACAGGAAUGGGAAGCUGUCGUCAAGAUCCCGUUUAUUGAUGAGCGGCGGCUUCUCGAUGCUAUGGCUCCUAAAGAUGCUUUGCUGUCCGAUGACGAACGCCUUCGCAAUGAUUUCGGGGUCAGUCUGAAAUUCACGUAUUCUCCAGAAGUCGACUACACUUAUCCUUCUUCGCUUGUCGGAAUCUUCCCAGAUCUACCACAUUGCCAUUGCAUCCAAAAUGAAUUUGAACUUCCUACCAUGGAUGGCCUGGAGCCGUACGUGGGUCUGGUGGACGGCGUCAAACUUGGUGUCGCAGCUUUGGCAGGCUUCCCCAGUCUGAAAACCUUGCCGUUUACCGGCUCGUUGGGAUUCCACGGUGUAAAUGUAUUCCAGCAAGACAGUCGAAAUGAGAGCAUGAUCAUCACUUUGUCAGGCACAGAGACAAGAACCAACGUGGAGUACGCCAAAGUUCUUUUGAAUAGGCGUGUCUUUGUGGGAUAUCCAUUCUUGCAAGAAGCAAAGAUUGUCAAGGUUUCAGACGAACUUUUCGACUACGUCAUGGCGGAUAAUGGGGAGAGCGUGCCUCAUCAUAUCAGGGAGAUUGAGCAUUCUGGGAACGAAAUUGACCAGUUCCGGAAGAAGGCAGAUCGAAUUGAGAAAUACUACAGCAAGAGACUCGGAAUGUUGAUUGGCGAAGUGGAAUCUCUCGUCCAGGUUGAGAUGCUCAAGGGACUCAAGAAACUGGACGAUGGAUCGACAGUCAAGGAAUUCGCCGAGCUUCCAGGUCUGGACACUAUCCAUGCGACGCAGCUUUUAGUCGAAAAUGUGGUCAGCGAAGACGUCCGUUUCAUUGAGCAAGCGGCUGUGGCCAUUGAAGAAGAAUUUCCAGACGGUACUAACGCCUUCUUCCUCGGCGAUUACGCUUAUGGACGCCCUGUCAGUGUGAUUGGCCAUGAAAACGGAAAGGCAAAAUGCUUGAUUGCACUCUCGAAAGCGCGCCAGGUGGAGUUUGGGCGCGAAAUCGCCCGUCAAGCAGAAAGACUGUCACCAUAUACGCCUUCAUACCAGGUUGCCCAGAGCCUUAACCUGAAUCCACUGGCAUUGGCAAAGAUCACCUCUUCCUUUUCCAUCACGGUGGAAGGGACUAGAGUGAAUCUAGGCCUCAACCUCAAGUUUGAAGCCAAAAAGCUCAAAGUUCUAGGCUAUUCGCGCAAAGGCUCGAGCGGGUGGGAGUUCAGCCGGGCAGCUAUCGAACUGAUCCAGCAGUAUAUGAUCAAAUUUCCGCAGUUCAUCGCUGGCAUCCACAAGAACCCGCAAGGUGACAUGUUACCUGCGACAGCAUACUUCCCCGGCGACGAACAGCAGGCCAAAGCAAAAGUCAAAGAGAUACAAGCAUGGUUGAAAGAGAUUGAAUCAAAGAGCUUCGAGAAGGUCCCUCUCGAAGCCGAGCAGUUGGACUCGGAGAUUGUGAAGCGUAUCGAGCAAGCUGCGGACGAGGCACUUCGCUCUGAACCGCCUCCUUACAACAAAACUAUCGGAGGAGUUCCUCGUAAUGGACUUUUGAAGCCCUCGGAUGCGCAAUGGCGGCUUGGAAAUCAGAAAUUUAGUCUCGGAGACAGGGUGAUCUACGUGGCUGACUCUGGCAAAGUUCCAAUUGCCUCGAAAGGAACUGUUGUUGGCUUGACCCAAACUACAAGGGAAACUUGGCUUGAUAUUGUCUUCGACGUCUCUUUUAUGAGUGGGACGUCGUUGGGAGAUCGUUGCUCACCAUUCCGCGGAUCCACCGUGCCAACAUGGUCUGUUUUGAAUCUCAGCAAUCGACAAGUACUUGCUUCAUCAAAAGCAAGCGCGAAUCGACAGACAAAUGGCAGUGCGCAUUCUCCUCUCACUGUGCCAGGUUAUGGUCAACCUGGGAUCGGAGGCCCAGGUCAAUUACGCCCAGCCGGAACGCCUCCAGCAUUGAGAGGUACAUGGCGCGGAGCUGUAUCUGGACAUCCGUCCGGUGGGCGGGGGCAAACGAACGGCACGUCAGGCCGGGGCCAAAUGACGGGGACUUCAAUGCCAAUCCGGAACAUGUCAAGCUCACCUGUCAACGGUAACCGCGGCAAUGCGACAAAUGGUCAGUAUGGUCGUGGUGGCCGCGCAGCGAUGGGCCAUGUCAGCGCUCGAGGAGGGUACACAAUUGUCGACCGAGGCGAUGCUCAAGCUGGUGUUGUCCAGAACAAUCCCAAUUUCCGGCCCAAAGCGCAGAACAAUGUACCUCCACCGGCCAGCUUGAACCUUCCUGCCACCCCACGAGGCCGUGGUCGAGGACGAGGUGGUACGUCUAGAGGAGGACGAGGUGCAACGCCGCGGGGAGGAUCAUGAGGUGAUGGCACCUACCGGUCUGCAAAUCCGUAUGAUUAGCGAAGGUCUGUCGGUCUUGAACAGGUGUAUGGUUUUGUCGUCAAGAGCAUGUGGUGGUGCAAGUUUGGGCUGCAAGAGAUAUUAGUGAGUAAAGGGUUUCAGUCACACGGAGGAAGCCGAUGUUAUCGCUCCAGUUGAAUGCAGCGGACCGGAUGGAGUCGUGGGCGAUUGAGCCUUUCCGAGCAAGGCUAGCGAUCCUUGCAAGCUCGCUAUGCAACGCAGAGCCCCGCAGUUCGAAGCGUCCGGUACUCCUCCAGUCCGUCAAACCAACUGGCACAUGCUGGAACGGAAAGGCGAGUUCAGAAUACGAGGUUGCGGAAACGAUCGCCAUGAGAAGCGCGGCGCACCCGAAGAAAAGCCAUAGAUGCGAAUGGGGGGACGAUGGGAUCGAUUGCAACCAAUCCUUCAGUCUCCAGAUCCUCGCGACAAUGUGUCCUUGUUUGCCUGUCUCUAUGCAAGUUCCUGCUCCCCCCUGGAUGUACGUUAAGGUCCGACGCUUGAAAUGCACGUCAUCUGAUGGGCCGUUUGCCUUACUAACUACGGAGCACGAGUUUCCUGUUCCAGCUUUCGCGAGUUCUGCAAAGGCCCCGCCUUGAGGUCUUAUGCUUCGCCGAGGGGCAAUGUGGCGAAAAGGUUCACACUCGCCCGAACUCUUCGACUCGGGCUGCAUAUCUCCCGUUCCCAGGACAGUGUGACCCCCUCGUUUCCCGGUGGCGCUCUUUCAAGC